This is a messenger RNA of Neurospora hispaniola, 528 nucleotides long. RefSeq lists its product as uncharacterized. The record is from RefSeq and is a predicted model, not a curated record. The coding region runs from base 1 to 528 and encodes 175 amino acids. The transcript is spliced from 2 exons. NCBI's taxonomy places the organism in Eukaryota, Fungi, Ascomycota, Sordariomycetes, Sordariales, Sordariaceae.
AUGCCUCAAAAACCAAACAGACUAGCGAAGACAACAACACAUUGGCUGCCCGUGAUCCAGAGCCCCGACGCCACAAAGGGAAAACACCCACCAUGGCGCUGUCAGUGGGAAAGAGGCACGGCGAGGUCAAACAUUCAGCCAAACCAUGUCGAAAGGGAGCAUGUUUGUAUGAGCAGUCACUCCGAGUGCUUCCCCAGCCUGCAUGCGAGCUUCUCAAUGGUUGCCCGAAAUGGCCAUGUGGGUGAGGUCGGAUCUUCUUCUACGUACAAGGAUCUUGGAGCUAGGCUGCGUUCAGGCAAGGUGGACUCGCUCUCUUCUCUUUUGAUUUGGAUCUUCAAAUCUCACCACCACCGCCAUCGUCAUCGUCAUCACGCUUCAUAUUACCAGGAAUCGGAUACCAUUGUCGGCGGCCAGCCCUGCCAUCACCCGUCUGCGCGCACCGCGUUUAAUGUACUGUCUCAGCCCUACUGGUGGUUCCCUUCGGAUACCGGCCGUGGGCCCGUGGCGCUCUCUCUGCUCCGCCUUUAG